This is a messenger RNA of Sphaeroforma arctica JP610, 248 nucleotides long. RefSeq lists its product as hypothetical. Lineage: Eukaryota; Ichthyosporea; Ichthyophonida. The annotation marks the transcript as partial. The transcript is spliced from 2 exons. The record is from RefSeq and is a predicted model, not a curated record.
AUGGCGUGUGUGCAAGCGGGCCUCAGCGAUGAUGAUUUUGUGGGCCCGGCAGUACCCACCACAGCUUACAAAUCAUCUGACGACACACUCGAAGAUAAGUUGCGUAUAAUAGAAGAACGCAUGCGUAAAACCAAAGAUCAAUUGAACAACAAAGGCAAAGAAGGUGACGAUGCGCCUGUACGAGAGGCCUGGAUGAUGGAGCUACCCCCGGAACACAGUCUGUCGAUAGCCUCAAACCUUACAGCCAG